Molecule: messenger RNA, 1624 nt
Organism: Engraulis encrasicolus (European anchovy)
Lineage: Eukaryota; Metazoa; Chordata; Actinopteri; Clupeiformes; Engraulidae
Exons: 2
Coding region: 377-1330 (317 amino acids)
Cellular component (GO): nucleus
Molecular function (GO): transcription regulator activity
Source: RefSeq, a predicted model, not a curated record
AACAGAAUCCGUUUCGGUGGGCACCCAAGCAGGAGCCGUCGUACCCUUUGCUAGAAUGAGUAGACUUUGGACAGGAGAGUUUUUAACAGGCAUUUUAAAACGAAUACAGGCGUUAUUUCUUCUUCAACGAAUGUAGCACACGUCUGGGAGCGUUCGGUCUGUCACUUCAUGUAUUUUAGAAACGCAAUAUACAUUAAUUUAGCUAGCCAACGGUUGGCUAACUGGCUAACUUAGCUAAUUCAUUCGCAUCAGUACGCUUGCUACUUGAGCUAGUGGCAAGUAGCUAACACUAAAAGUUGCUGUUUACUAGAAGCUUCGUUUUCACUUUCAGCUGAAGAGAACUAGCAAGUAAGCUAGUUGAGUUCUACAUUAUGGUAUGGGUCAAAGGGACAUUGUGCGUUACGAGACUUCGAUGAAGAGAAAAAACAGGAUUCGAGCAGCCUCUAUGUGUCGACUGGAUGUGGAGUCCGCUGCGAAGGAAGUUGAGCAACCAAGAGAUGCCCUUUCCUCGUCAAGGUAUCUCUUGGGCCGCGGUGUCAAGCGUAAGCUGAGCGAGUGCGAUGGUGUGGCUGACGCCGGUGGCGUGGGGGGCUCCCCUGGCCCGCUGCCCUACCCCCAGCAGCGGCAGCUGGUGCUGGACCUGUGCCUGGACAAGCUGCAGAGCUGCCAGCGGCGGCCGGAGCCCAGCCUGCACCGCUCCGUGCUGCUGGCCAACACGCUCCGCCACCUGCAGCAGGAGAUGAGGCAGGAGGACGCCAGCGCCAACGCCAGCGCCACGCUGCCCGCCUCCCUCCAGCCCCCGCCGGCCCCCUCGCUUCCCCUUCUUCCCCUGCCGCCCGUCCACGCUCUCACCCCGCGCCACGCACCGGAGCUGCCGCCCGUGCCCUCGGACCUGCAGCUGCACCCCUCGUCCGGCCCGGGUGUCGACGAGGUCGAGGAGGGGAAGAGGAGCGGUCUGUCCCAUCCACUGUCGUCGUGGUCGUCGUCAUCGGUGACGUUGUCGUCUGUGCAUGACUCGCUGUUUGGCACCUUCGAGAUCACCAGCUCCACCAGCUGCUACCUGUCAGACAUGCCGCUGGACGACAUCUUUGAGGACAUCGACACCUCCAUGUACGACGCCUCAGACCUCUCCGCUCUGGCUCUCACACCGGCCCAGAGAGCAGCAGGAGCAGCAGCAGCAGGAGGAGGAGGUGAUGAAGUACUCCUUAAAGGCUUCUCCUCGUCCUCCUCCUCCUCCUCCUCAGGUUGCACCCCCUCAUCGGCCUUGCAGUUCUGCCUGGCCGACCUCAGUGACCUCGAUCACAUCAUGGAGAUCCUGGUGCAAUCUUGAGCUUCAAUGUCCAACCAUCACUGCUCUCACGUCACACAGAACUUCAAUCAUGGACCUGAGCUCUGUUUUUUCCCCAAAAAAGUUUAAAAUCUAUUUUUAUAUGCAUAGAAGAACGAUCCCAAAUCUAUUUAUAUGGAGAGGAGCGACGUCGACCUGCCUGAUCCACACACUCAUUUGAUUGCUGUAAGAUGAAUACACACACACAAACUAGCCCAUUUUGUUUCUUCAGACUGGCCUACAACUUAAAGCCAUUCUUUACCUGCAAGACAGAACACCUGUCUGUGGGACCUCAGU